Molecule: messenger RNA, 3985 nt
Organism: Leptopilina heterotoma
Lineage: Eukaryota; Metazoa; Arthropoda; Insecta; Hymenoptera; Figitidae
Exons: 6
Coding region: 152-1606 (484 amino acids)
Biological process (GO): microtubule anchoring
Cellular component (GO): centrosome
Source: RefSeq, a predicted model, not a curated record
AUUCAUUGCCCUGACAAGUGAAACGGCGGAAAUCCAAUCCAACCAACAAAUUCACUAAAAGAAAAACCGCCAUGGUGUAGUAAAUGUUUAUGUUUUUGAUUACUUUUAACGUGUACCUAUACUUUUGUUUUAUGUAAUAUUGGAAAAUACAAUGGUCGACGGUAAUAUUUCUAUGGAGGAGGACACUGAAUUGCGAGAUUUGGUUGUUCAGACUCUUGAGAACAAUGGAGUACUUGCAAAAGUUCGAGCUGAGCUACGAGCAAGUGUGUUUUUGGCUCUUGAAGAACAGGAGUCUGUUAUGAUUCCUGAACCUCUACUUAACAAAACUGUAAAACAGUACCUGCAAAGUUCCGAAGGAAAAUUAUUAUUUUCUUUGGUCAGAGAAUUUCUUGAGUAUUUUGGAUUAGAUUACACUAUAUCUGUAUACGAUCCAGAAACUUAUUUUGGAAAAGAGUAUAAUUAUGUAGGAAGAAAAAAAUUAUGCGAAGAGUUGGGCAUAAGCUCCACUGAACCAUUGCUUGGAGAAAUAUUAAAAAAUAAUAUCAAUGGUGCCUUUAUAACUUCACAAAAGAAUGACAGUAAUGGAUUAGACGAAUUAGAUGUAACUCCAACUCGUUUAAAUAAUGCAACAUUUGAAGUUAGUAUUCCAAAAUUAUUAAAAAAUAGUUCCUCGCUCGAAUGCAACGAUACGAACAUAUCGGAAAAAGUUGAAAAUAAUUUAUCACAAUUUCCAUUAAAUGUGACAAUAACAGAUAAGAAAAAGAGUGAAAAAAAUUCCAAUACCAUACGAGGUAGUAGCCUAAGCAGUAACAUUUCCAAUACCGAAAGCAUAAAUGCACUUGAAACAUCAGCAUACAACGAAAUUGACAGUGAGGAGAAUUGUAAAUUAUUAACUAAAACCUCAGUGAGUGAGAAAAAGAAAGCGGACGCCUCGGAAAAAUUAUUACACGAGGAUAGACAAAAGUUAGAUGAAAUUAAUUUCACGGAAGAAAUGAAAAUCAGUAAGGAACCUUCAUUAAAAGAGGUGCAAACAAUUCAAACUGAUAAUACCUCUAAACAAGAAACUUUAAGUGUAAUAGAAAAUAAUGUACAAAAUAAAAAGAAAAUCCUUAUAGAAAAACCUUUUGAGAAAAGUGUAUAUUUUGACGAAAUAAUUAUUGAUGGCAGAGUUGAAAAGGUUGAUGUGUUACUAAAUAAAUCCGACUCUUUAUUAGGGGAAUUACCGCCACUAAUUUCUCAAUCGAAUUCUAUAUUUAGCGAUCUACCGCCAUUAAAUUGUAAAAAGACUAAUAUCAGUGAUUUGAAGCAGUUAAUGCAAAUUGCAACUGAUGUGGCUGAUAAUUAUGAUGAAGAUUUUAUAUCAUCUGCUUCUGGAAGUGCUAAUGAACAGAGCCCUUCUAAAGAGCCAAGUAAAUCUAACUUGUCUUUAAAAUCACCAAGUAAAGGAGAAGACACUCUUUAUAAUGAAGAAGUUCUGAAGAGCGAUGAUAUAAGUGAAGAGAUUGAAGAAAUAAUUAGUGGGAAGUCAUUUCUUGACGAUGUGCUUGAUAAAAAGGUGACAAAAUUCUCAAUGAACGUUGCUGCUGAUUACAUUGAAGAGAUAUAAUUUUCGUUUCAACUUGAAAGACGAUUUUUCAAUUAUGUUUAAAAUAAAUGAUGUUUCAUACCCUAAAGAUAUAUAAUUUUUGUAUAAUAUAUUUUUCUCGCGAUUUAAUAUUUUUCAAAUUGUCCAAUCUUUAGAGUCAUUAAAAUAUUAUAAUAAACAAUGCUUCAAAAAUCAAUGCAGAGAUAAUUUUUUAGAAUUUGAAGUAAUUUUUUAAAAGUAUUUCGUUAACGGGACAUAGUCCCAUUUAAAAAUAUUCUACAUAAAAUAUAAAAAAAAAAAUCUUUUUAUCAUUUAUGAAACGUUUGUUUUGAAAGAAAGUUUGUGUAAAUACAGUAAAAGCAAUUUCAUUUUUUUGUAAAUGUUGUUGACAAUUUUUACUUUAUUUUUCUAUUAUAAUUUCAUGCUCAUUGUACAUUAAAGUAAUUUCAUUUAUUUUUUAAAUAAUAAUACAUUUUGUGGUGAAAUUGUUCGUCUUUUUUUUGAGAUACACAUUUUUAGUGUAAUGUUAUUUAUUGUAGAUAGAACGUUUCUCAAUUAUGUAUUUUUUCUGAAUUUUAUAAAUUUACACUGUAAAAAAUCCGUCUAAAAUUUGCAUGUAAAUGUGUAAAAUGUUACUAGGAGAGAAGUAUGAGUUUAAAAAUUUAUCAGUUCAUAUUUCAUUAAUUUUGAAUGAAAUAUAUAAUUUUUGCAGGAGCUGCGCUAUAUUUAGCUCUUAUAAAGUUAAUAUUUGCUAUUGACACUUGAAAAAGAAUUUUUUACAGUGUAUAACUUAAAAUGAUUGUAAAUUGUUUAUAAAUCAUGGAAGAAAAUGUAAUAACGAUAUCGAUAAUUUUUUUGUCUUCUUUUAUAUUAAUGUCAAUUAGUUGAGGUUGAAUGUUUGUUUAAUUGUAAUAUAUGAGUUGAAAGUUUUCUUAAGUCUCAAGACAUUUACCAUUAAGCAAACUUAAUCAAACGUAAGGCCUUGAUUCAGAAAAAUGUUACUACAAAACUACAGCUCAAGAAUGUCGCAUUGCAGGAAAACGUAGAAGGAAGAAAAUAACAGUGGAUUGAAAUAUGUGUAUUUUGCUAGUGAUUAGCAAUUUUCUAUUUUCUAUAAAUGCCAAAUGGAAAAUAUUUUUCUACUUUCUGUAGCAUAAGCGUAAAUGAUAUGUAAAUAAUCAAUAUUAUGUAAAAAAAACAUAAAAACAAAAAAACAAAAACACAAAGAAACAGUAACGGGUAAAAUAUAAAUUUCCCCUGUCUCUUUAAAGAUUAUAAUCAGAUUUUAAAAUUUGUUUAUUCUGGUGUUGUAUGUAAAUUCAUACAAAAAGGUUGUAAACUAAAUUUCCUUUUACGCUCUUCUGCAUAAGCGUCUGGUACAAUUAUUCCUAUAGUAAUAUAAUUCUUAUAUUAUUGUAAUUUUAACUUACAUACAAUAUAAGUGUAUUUCUUUUAUCUGCAGUUAAGGUAUAUUUUAAGAUAUAUUCUGAAACGUAGCUUUAAGUAUAACGAGUUGAUGAAAGAAAAAACUUACGUAUUAUAAGUUUUUAAAUAUUUUAUGCUUUUUUUUAUAAAGAAUCAUUCUGAUUUCAAUGAGUGUGUUUACACCACAUGACGUAAAGUUCUUAAAGUAAAAGUCUAUCUUCUUAUGAGUUAAGGCUGCCUUUAAGAAAUUUUGCAAAUAUUAAAAAAUGAAGAUUAGUACAACUCUGAAUUGUAAUGUUCAAUUAAAUGUAAAGCCCAUUUUUAGAAAAGUUUAAAGAAUCAUGAAACAAAAAAAUUUAAAAGAUUAAUUAUAAAAGAAUUGUAAUAAAUAGAUUUUACAUGCAAACUAAAUUUUAAAUAAUAUUUCUUGUGAACCAAGUGUAAUUAAAUAAUUAAAAUGAAAAAAUUGUGUCGUAAUAACAUUAUCACAAUGAAUACUAUUGUGUUAAUUCUUUGUAAUAAAAUCUUUGUUAAUUAAAUUUUUUAAAUAAUGUAAGAUUAAUAUUUUAUAAUUUAUUUUUUAAAAUCUAAUUAUCAACUAUCAAGACUAGUAUAGAUAUAUUUCCUAGGUGAAAAUAAUUUCUACGAUUUGAUUUUCUUUCGGAAUUUUGUUCAGAAUUUUUGCGAAUCGCACGAAAUAUCUAUCAAAUUUUUUGUGACUUUUUGAAACGUUUUUUCGUACGAAUUAUAAAUGAAAUUUUUUUUUCCAGAUUUUACGCAAUUUAAUAGACGUAACGUGUGAAAUGCGUACGAAUUCUGAAUAAAAUUUAGAAUGGAAAUCGUACGAAUUUUUCUCACCUGGGUUGGCUUCGUAUUUUUAACAGUUGUAGGAAAAAAAUGUAAAACAAAGAUUGUAUUUGAUGCUAAACAGUGGUAAAAUUUUUAAUUAAAUAAAUUCUUUUUCCGUCCAAAAAA